This is a messenger RNA of Sycon ciliatum, 2116 nucleotides long. Its product is annotated as ephrin type-A receptor 4a-like. NCBI's taxonomy places the organism in Eukaryota, Metazoa, Porifera, Calcarea, Leucosolenida, Sycettidae. Bases 138 to 1655 code for a protein of 505 amino acids. The transcript has a single exon. Gene Ontology annotation, biological process: cell surface receptor protein tyrosine kinase signaling pathway; positive regulation of kinase activity; protein phosphorylation. Gene Ontology annotation, molecular function: ATP binding; transmembrane receptor protein tyrosine kinase activity. Gene Ontology annotation, cellular component: signaling receptor complex; plasma membrane. The record is from RefSeq and is a predicted model, not a curated record.
AUCAUUCCCGUUGGUUGUAAACCCAAAGAAACGGUGAUUUAUUUAACAGCUCUGUACUCGUCGCGCUAGUGAGAACUGAAUACAGCAGCGUCCCUGUGGAUGAGGAUCGCUAGCUACCAAGAGCCUUGAACAGGACCAUGGACAACAAUGGCAGACCAGACAUAAAGGAUGUACUUUACGUCAAACUUCUCGGCAGUGGGGCAUUCGGCCAUGUGUGGGAGGCGAGCUGGCUAUCUGGCGGAAAGCACGUGGCGGUGAAGUUUCCAGGGAUUAACGCACAUAAAAACGCCACCUGGAAGUGGAAGACAGAUUUCAUUCGUGAAUGCAAGAUGAUCCAGAGCCUUCAUCAUGAUAACAUUGUCCAUGUGCACCGAGUAUCUUCGGAUAAUGCUCCCAUGCCUUACAUUAUAAUGGAGAUGGCAGACCACGGCAGUUUGCUGUCCGUCGUUACGGAUCUGCGUGGCAAUGACAAACUAACUGGUGGAAGGAAACGAUGCGGUAUGUGUGUGGGCGUAGCAAAUGGUAUGCAAUAUCUUGCAGAAAAACACAUAGUCCACCGAGACCUGGCUGCCCGCAAUGUUCUGGUGAUGCGCGGGGAGAUCUGCAAGAUCACUGACUUUGGAUUGACUAGAAGGAUGAUGGAGCUAAGUGAGAGUGUGCAGCCAUCAGCUAAAUACUUUUCAGGGGAAACAGGCCAGGAUUACUUCAGCACCCAGGAAAAUCCAGAUGGACCAUUCCCACUGUUCUGGAGUGCACCUGAGACCUAUCACGCAAAGGGCACGACCGAAGGUGAUGUGUGGAGUUUUGGUGUGGUGUUGUGGGAGGUGAUGUCCUUUGGUUUGACACCAUUCCUCUCUGAUUCCGCUUUGUGGAGGGUUGCUGCAAACACUGAACGUAUGAAGGAGUUUUUCUUAAGCAGCCCCGAUAAUCGUCUGCCGAAGCCAGACGACUGUCUGGAUGAAAUCUAUGAUCUCAUGCAGUUGACAUGGAAGAUUCAGCCGUCAGAACGACCAACGUUUCGUCAGCUCAAAGAAAAGCUUCGGGAGGUUUACAACACACAAUUGAUUGUGUCUCCAUCAUCACACAGCGCAGUGGCUGUUCAAAUACCACCCGCCUCCGCGGUGGCUGUUCAAGCACCACCCGUCUCCGCAGUGGCUGCUCAAAUACCACCCGUCUCCGCAGUGGCUGCUCAAACACCACCCGUCUCCGCAGUGACUGCUCAAACACCACCCCUCUCCGCAGUGGCUGUUCAAACACCAACCGUCUCCGCAGUGACCGUUCAAACACCACCUACUAUGCCUGGGGAUGUUCAAACACAACGCUCAAAGGCAGCCGUAGCUCAAGCAGCACGUUCGAAGGUGGCAGAAGCUAAAACAGAACGCUCCAAGACCGGAGCUGUUAGAACAGCACGCUCAAAGGCGAUGGCAGGUAAAGCAACACGCUCAAAGACAGCGGUAGCUCAACCAGCACGCUCAAAGGUGGUCGUGGCUCACGGCGCAUACUCAAAGGUAGUUGUCGCCCAAACAUCACGCUCAAAGUUGGUAACAGUUAAAACAGCGCGGUCAAAGGUGGUCACAGUUCAAACAACACGCUCAAAGAACUUGCGAGUUCAGGCCACACUCCCUGCUGCUUCAAAACGUCGAAGAACAAAAUAAUUGCAUCUGCGAAAAGCCUUGCAGAGUGCUGCAUGCGGCAACUUACAUAAUGAUCGGUUCUGGAGACCAAUACCCGGGAAGGAAGCAGAAUACCCGGAAAGGAAGCAGAAUACCCGGAAAGGAAGCAGAAUACCCGGAAAGGAAGCAGAAUACCCGGAAAGGAAGCAGAAUACCCGGGAAGGAAGCAGCUCCUGGACUCUGCACUAACACCUACGUUAGCCUUUUAGGUUGGGGGACUUACUUUAGAAUGAUUCAUUCCGUCUGCUGGGUUCUGCAUGAUGCUGGAUACUUCUGCAUGAUGUGGAUUAUAUCAGAUCUGAGUAUGUGGACUUAGCUUCAAGUAGGAGGUAACUCCAGUGUAACCUCUUGCUAGAGUGGAACAGAGGGCGCAAUUACUGCCGACCAGUCUUCUGCUGAGCUCAUUUGCUGUACUCUAAAGCAAUCGGCAAUCAUGAACUGUC